UGUCCGACAAAGGCACAAGGAACAAUCACGUUGGCUAAAAUCGCGUCCUGUGAUUGGUCAAGAAGGGCGGUGGCGGGGCGUUAUGUUCUCACUUCCGGCGGCAACGAAGCCGGUGGUUUUCUCAGGUGGUCGCGCGCGCGGGAUAAAAGGAAACAGAUCUGGAUUGGAAAAUUGGCUUCCCCGCCCCGCUAUGGCCUCUCUGCUCAAGGUGGACCCAGAAGUUAAGAUCAAGGUAGACUCUUUCAGGGAGAGAAUCACAGGUGAAGCUGAGGAUCUAGUGGCAAAUUUUUUUCCAAAGAAGCUUUUAGAACUUGAUGGGUUCCUUAAGGAUCCCAUUCUGAACAUUCAUGAUCUCACACAAAUCCACUCAGACAUGAACCUUCCUGUUCCAGACCCAAUUCUUCUGACAAACAGUCACGAUGGACUGGAUGGGUCCAAUAUGAAAAAGCGAAAAUUGGAAGACUGUGAAGAGACCUUCCAAGGUACCAAAGUAUUUGUCAUGCCUAAUGGUAUGCUGAAGAGCAACCAGCAACUGGUGGAUAUCAUUGAGAAAGUAAAACCAGAGAUUCGGCUGCUUAUUGAGAAGUGCAAUACAGUCAAAAUGUGGGUACAACUGCUGAUUCCCAGGAUAGAGGAUGGAAACAACUUUGGUGUUUCUAUUCAGGAAGAGACUGUAGCGGAGCUCCGAACUGUGGAGAGUGAGGCAGCUUCAUAUUUAGAUCAGAUCUCUAGAUAUUACAUCACACGAGCAAAGUUGGUUUCUAAAAUAGCAAAAUAUCCUCAUGUGGAAGAUUAUCGCCGCACAGUGACUGAAAUGGAUGAAAAAGAAUACAUCAGUCUCCGCCUCAUCAUUUCAGAGCUCAGAAAUCAAUACGUGACUCUGCAUGACAUGAUUCUAAAGAAUAUUGAGAAGAUCAAGCGACCUCGGAGCAGCAAUGCAGAGACCCUCUACUGAUCUGGCUGCAUUCUGAAUUUAUGAACUCUUCAGUAGGCUCAAGACAGUCUUUGCCUCAGUUUAUGUGACUAUCAAGAUGGGGAAGCUGGCUGGAAACAGUCCUCACCAUACUUUUAGUUAAACAUCUAAAGAAACUCUCUCCUAGUCCUUUUCUGGUUGGUUUUUUUAUUGGAUCUUUAAAUUUCUCCCUUUUCCUACCAUGUCUUUGAGAUAUAGAAGGAUAGAACAGAGCAUCUCCUCCUAUAUUGGUAGGAAUGGGAGAUUUGCCAAGCUGUUCAAGGCAAGGAUCCCGAGAUCAGAAGCCCUAAAUGAUCCAGGUCUAGCAUCCCUGACAAACUCUUUCCUUAGUUAGGUUGUCCCUGCCAAAAGCAUUGUUGACUUUUACUCAGAGCUGAUGUUUCUAGUCAUAAGCUUUACUUCAGUCUUCCCACUGAAACUCAGUUUUUUCAUCUCAACAUGGUUUGCCCUUAUCUAACUUGUCCAAUCAUGAAGUUCUAAUGCCAUUGUAAAUUUCUUCCUUCUACACGUACUUCUUCCAUUUUAUUUUAUUAUUCUGAAUCCAUACACACACACAUAUAUAAUCUUCCAGAACUUUAUGAGAAAGUAAAUCUACUCUUGCCUAAUAAGGAACUCUUGCAUAGUAUCUAAGUGCAGUGGGCAUUCUCACGCUUUUUUCCUUGGGGCAAGGCAAACCUGUUAGACAGUUUAGCAAAAUUGAUCUGCCUAAUUUCAGCAUGAAUGAUUAAGCACGGAAGACCUCAAGUAUAUUUCAUCUUAAUCCUUUUUUUCUUAACUAUUUUAAUUAAAUGAGCCUAGCACUUGUUUCUUGCCUCACUUUCAGGAAUGCCCAAAGUGUCCUAGGUGUCCUGCUAGGUCUGAAUAAGUCCUGUUGGCUUCUUCCAUUUUCUCGUUCUGGUUCUCAUGAAAACAGAAAGGGGAUGCUAUCUAUCUGGGAUACUGCAGUUUCUUUUCAGAUUUACUAUUUAUCUUUAUAUCCAUCUAGUGCCGUAGUCUUGUUAGUGGUGUUAGAUUUGUUAAAAAAAUAGACAACAGCAACAAUGGCAGGAUGAAUGAAGUUUGUUGGCUGCUUUCCCUGCUUGUUUUAAAGAGGUCUUUUCUCUGCCAUCUCCCAAGGGCACAGGGGGUUCAUUGCCCUGAACUCAUUUUAGAUGCCUCUGCAUCACUGUCACUUGUAGCUGGACAAGCCAUACCUUACCCAGGUAAAAAUUCACAUAACAACUGCCCUCACUACCUGCUCCUGAGAGCAGCCUUCCCUGCUUUUGUUUCCUUGUAUCAGCUGCUUUGUUGGAUUGUUUAUAUUUCCUUGCUACAUUGAACCUAUGUACAACUUCUAUUAUGCCAACAAAUUAAAAGUAACAGGAACUUUUAAUCUAUCUUUAAUCAUCCUUAUAGAUACCAGUGCAUUGGCAACCAAGAUUUCUGUCUGUAUGCAUUUGAUAUUUGCCCUUUCUUACCUCAUUAUUCUUAUCUCAACCUUGUUAGUGAGAAGGAGGUAUAAUUUUAAGUCCUAAGUUUAUUCCCAAGUUUGUUCUCUGAUAUUUUAGAAAGUUAUGGGAUAAAAUGAAGAAUCUCUAUAAUAGUAGCUCUGAAUUUUAAUCUGAUGAUGGUGGAGCAUGAAAUAAGCCACUUUUCAGAUCUUGUUCCUGAGGCUAAUAUUCUGCCGCAUAUCCUUAUGGUGGUAUUUACUUUUUCUGUCUCCUGGGUGAAGCUUGAAGGCAUCCUCAUAAUUCUUUUGUAGUAUAUAUUGAAACCCAGUUGGCUUCCAAACUGAAUGAAUAUCAAUCAUUCAAAAUGGGCUUAAGCAGGAGUAAACUGCUUGCAAUUCCUGGUCUCGUUUCAUGAAACUUGACAUUGAAAGCCUUUUACAAUCAAAUCAGUUUAUUUCUCUAGCAAAAGCAAUGCAUCCUUAAUCUUUGUCUUCUUUGUAAGGGGGAAAAGAGAGAAUACAUUGGAAUAAGAAAAGGGAUGAAAAGGGGGGAUUCCAGAAAGAAUAAGCUCAAUGUAAUUUGCUCUGGCUAAAUGGGUCAGUGGCUUUAGCUCUGGCAUGUGAUGCAGCCCUAGACUGAUUACUUCUAAAGGAACAUGGCCUUCCACAGAAACAGAAAAAAAAUGAUUGCCUCCCUCUAUGUUAUGAUGGUCCAGAAACCACAAGAAAGGGGAGAGGAGCAAAGCCUCAGAUACAUAUAUUGCAAUCUUUAUGUGUGAAUUGAUAGUGUUGGUUAGUAAUGAAUAGUGCCAGAGUGUGUUUUCUUAAAUAAAACAUGUAUAUCUCUA
Molecule: messenger RNA, 3250 nt
Organism: Ahaetulla prasina
Lineage: Eukaryota; Metazoa; Chordata; Lepidosauria; Squamata; Colubridae
Gene: PSME3
Product: proteasome activator subunit 3
Exons: 11
Coding region: 83-955 (290 amino acids)
Biological process (GO): regulation of G1/S transition of mitotic cell cycle; positive regulation of endopeptidase activity; regulation of proteasomal protein catabolic process
Cellular component (GO): proteasome activator complex; cytoplasm; nucleoplasm
Molecular function (GO): endopeptidase activator activity
Source: RefSeq, a predicted model, not a curated record